Molecule: messenger RNA, 2259 nt
Organism: Ruditapes philippinarum (Manila clam)
Lineage: Eukaryota; Metazoa; Mollusca; Bivalvia; Venerida; Veneridae
Product: transmembrane protein 50B-like
Exons: 8
Coding region: 161-640 (159 amino acids)
Biological process (GO): protein targeting to vacuole; late endosome to vacuole transport via multivesicular body sorting pathway
Source: RefSeq, a predicted model, not a curated record
AAAGUAUUUAGUACGGUGUGGUACGGUGAAUAUACGAACCACUAAACAGGAAGUUGAGUUUGACAGUUUUCGGUGAGUCAAAAUCAUCGGAAUAUUUUGCAAAAUAAACUAACCUCAGACGGCUGAUUAUUGCAAGACAGUUUUACUUUAGAAUAAGAAAAUGUCUGGAUUUUUAGAUAACUGCAAUCUACCAAACUGUGAAUGUUUAGAACUUGGAGAAAGGAGGAACUUUGUUGCUUCAGUCAUUUCAGGACUACUGUUUUUCAGUGGUUGGUGGAUUGUUAUAGAUGCUGCAGUGAUGUACCCAGACCAGAAUGAUUUUAAUCAUGCAUGCCAUACAUGUGGUGCGAUAGGGACUGUGGCAUUCUUUUUGAUAAAUUCAGUGUCCACUGGUCAGAUUAGAGGUGAUGCCUACAGUACUGGAUGUUUAGGUCAAACAGGAGCAAGAGUGUGGUUAUUUUUGGGUUUCCUUCUGGGAUUUGGAGCCCUUAUUGCAGCUUCAUGGGUUCUGUUUGGUGUCUAUGUUGUUCCAGGAGACAAACCUGAGUGGCCAGGAAUAGCAACCUUCCUUCAAAAUGCACUGAUAUUUUUCAGUGCCAUGGUGUUUAAGUUUGGCCGGGCAGAGGAUCUCUGGGAAUAACAUCUCUCUUUCUACUAACAGCUUGUUUAGCUCUCUAACAUAUUCUUUGAUUUUUAAGUUUGGAAGAACAGAGGACUUGUGGCAAUAGAGGAUUCAAUUUAGAUGUCAUCUGUGUCGUGUUGUAUUAAAUUUCAUCUGUGUUAAGUUGGGAUUUUCAUCCAUGUUAUGUUGUAUCUCAGUUACAUUUUCCAUCACCUGAACAUACAGAUCUGAGUUACUUAAGAUAUAGAUGUGUUAACUCUCUAUUGGGUUGAAAUAGAUGAUGGUUAUACUUAGCAAUGUAUAAAUUGUUGAUGAAUUUUGUGUACACCAUGCUUUACUUAAGUACAUCAAUAGUGAUAAAUUGUGUUAAAAUUGCUUGAAUUCAGGAGAAAUAUGAGGGUUGAUCAAUAUAUUCGAGGACACACUCCAUAAAUUAUUUUUUCGGGGAAGGAAUGUAAAUAUAAUUAUAUUUGACAUUUUUUCAAUGAUUUAUCAAUUUGAUGUGUAAGUUUCAGAUAAAUAAUCCGUAUAUUUUAUCCGAAAUGACAGUUUUAGAAAUACAUGUAUAGCUGAUCGCCGCAGCUCAUUGGCAAAUUAUAUUACGUCGUGAUGUUGGCGUUACAUCUUCUAAAAAAAACGCAGCCCCAACUUCUACACAUUGUUCAUACCUGUGUUCCCACUGACUGAUAAUGUUCUUAUAAAAACAAAUGAACGCAACACAGACAAUGCCCUUGACUGUAAAUCAUGGAGCCCAGUAAAUUUGUGCCUUCAAUUUCACUCGCAUUGCAUUUGCAACAAGUUUCAGUUGGUCUGCUGCAUCUCUUAUCAUCCUUGAGUUCUUCUCUACCUUCAUUGAAGCGUUUGUGCCAUUAUAAACUUACAAAUGAGCGCGUUGUUUGUUUCGGAUGCAAUUUCCAUGUUUUCUUUAGUCUCCUGUGGCGUCAUACCAAGAUUUACACAGAACUUAAUUACUGCCUCUGCUCCAAGAACGUCGUGCUCCUCUCUGGUGACACACCCCUGUCUCCAUUGACAUCUCCAACAAACAAAAGAAGUCGUAGCGACAUUAAUUUUUUUUAACAAAUGUUCUAUAAACGUUAUGAAAGAACGUUGACGUCAUUAUCGUAUAGUAAAGAAGGGCACCAAAAUAAGGACAAUUUUUAAGUAUUUUAAAACGGUAAAUAUAACUUUUUUAAGCUGCGGCGUUCGUACGGCAUAGGGUAGCUAUGGCGAUACAUAAAAUCAACAAAAUGAGAUUUUUUUUUUAAAAAUCACAACAUAUUUGUAAUUGUAUUAAUACUUCUCCUAAAUAGCAAAUUUCUUUAAAAUAUCUUGAUUAAUUAUUAAGUUAUUAAUAGCGUCCAUGAAUAUAUUGAUCAACCCUCGUAUGUGUCUAUUUUUAGAUAGCAUCCACAUGCUCAUUAUGUAAUGAUAACUUUCCCUGUUCAUGGCAUUAUUUUGAUUUUGGAUACAAUAUUCAUAUUAUUGUUUGCUCUAUACAUUUACCACAUGUUAUCUACUUUUAAUUAAUAGUAAUAUUAAGAUUACAUUAUAAAGUCUCCGCCGUCAUCUUAAAAAAUAAAAAAAAAUAUGGGAGUAAAAGAAAUAUUUUUACCUUGGUUGUUAAAGAAAGUUUCUAU